Messenger RNA from Bufo bufo (common toad), 5209 nucleotides. It is a transcript of the gene NHSL3, whose product is annotated as KIAA1522 ortholog. NCBI's taxonomy places the organism in Eukaryota, Metazoa, Chordata, Amphibia, Anura, Bufonidae. Gene Ontology annotation, biological process: cell differentiation. The record is from RefSeq and is a predicted model, not a curated record. The transcript is spliced from 7 exons. Bases 491 to 3883 code for a protein of 1130 amino acids.
GGCAUAUACAUGGGCGCCGUCCUGUACACGUGAUGAUGGUCGUGACUACGUGUCUGCUGUCACCUUGUGACUAGAUACGUAUGGAGCAGGGGCACCUGUCGGGUGGAUGAGAGAAACCGAGCUCUGCACACAGCGCCAUGAGGGCGGAGGAGGCUCCAUAGUCUGGCGCCCAUAUACCAGCAGCGACCAGACCGGGGCCUCCCGUCCCAGGCUCGGUGUCCCCGGUGUCCCAGGUGUGCCGGGCUCCGCCUCCGGGGCUGGAAUGCGGAAGCCCUGGGAGGAGGAGCCCGCAGAGAGGCAGCGGGGAGACACAAGUCAGACAGCCCGGGACACUGGGGGCAUCUGGAGCCCCGUGCUGCUAUUCCGCGGGGGAUUACACCGCUGCCUCGGCACGUGGAGGCUGCAGAAAGGAGCCGCCAGCAUCUCACUAGUGCACCAGAUGAAGCAGCCUGGCAGCCCCGGUGGCACCAUGCCCCCCACCUUCUGAGCCAUGUCUACCCAAACCGCCCUCAUGCCAGAUCGCGACCCCGCGCCCCCCGUCCCCGAUCUGGGCGCUUUGGAGCCCAAGAAGAAAAAGCACAAACCUGGCACGUUGCGACGGGCACUGACCUGGCUACGGGGGCGCAAGAAGAAAAAGUCAGAGGUCAAGCAGCCGGAGGGCAAAGAUAAGUCAAAACCUGAUGGUGAACCCCAACCAGCUCCACCUCACGAAGAUGAUUCACCCGACAAUGUCUUCUUCCCCAGUGGGCGCAACUCGGUGGUGGAAGAAAUUCACAGCCAGGCUCAAGAGGGGCUUAAGUCCCUACAGAGAAGAGAAAAACAGCAGAGCAAGCCUUCCUUCCAGGACGAAAAUAAGACUCCCGAGUCCACAACUGACACAAAUGACAACGAAUUCCGUACUCGUUCUCUUUCCUACACCAUGGAGAGCACCAAUGAUGCAGUACUCACUCGGUCAGAGAUGAUCAAGCGCAAAGGCUCCACAUUUAGACCUUAUGACUCACCCAGAACGCCAUCAAACAGAGUAGGAAGGAAGCGUAAGGAGAAGAGAGCUACAGUAGUGGGAGUGCCUCAGCACAUUGCAGCAGAACUUGGGCUUCAUCCCUCUUCUACACAUCGUGGCAUCCAUGACAUGUUUUUUCGCAGAGAAGAUGGUCAGUUAGUUGAAAAAAAGUCUGCUGAAAUUCCAGUAGAAAAUGGGGUUCAAAGACAGGAAGCAGAAUUUGUUGUUAUUCCUACAGUAGAUGGAAAACCUGCUUCGGUGGCUCAUGAUGGGGCUCACGUCUCCUUAGCUGUUCUUGAGCAGACAGAAACGACUUUACAACGACACAUUGACAAGGUAUAUCACGAUGACAGCUGCAUAGGUUGGAAAUCUGCAUCUAAGCUAUCACCUAUGGUCCUGCGCCCAAAGUCUCUGGCAGUCCCUGGAAUGACGACACACUCACCUCAGAGUGACUCCAUAGGCCCUGUUAUGUCCAUAUCUCCCCAAGGUACCUACAUGUCCAAGAUCAUACCAAAUGCAGUUCUUCCUCCUCUUGUCGAUGUGGUUGCCUUGAGCCGGUCCAGUGUUCGAACAUUAAGCAGAUGCAGUCUUGCCUCAGCUAGCCCAGCCUCAGUUCGUGGCUCAUUGCAUAGGGGAAGGGGUAUGUCUUGCUCUAGUGAUAACUGGAGCCGGUCACAGUCAACAGAGACAAUAGUAUCAGAUUCUUCCACUAUUUCCUCCAGAGGUGGUGAUAAUACUGUAGAAGCAAAUGAGAAAUCUGGAUUAAGCACUGGCAGGACAUCUCCUGCCCCCAGCACUGAAACCCAAGAUGGUUCAGAUGCUGCAAGUUUAUGCAGUGGCCGCUCUUCUGUGCGUAGUGUUUCAUUGCGAAAAAGCAAAAAGGCUCCUCCACCUCCUACCCGUACCUAUUCCUUGCAGCAGCAUAAAGAAUUGGGUCUUCCUCCCAGGCCUGACAAAAAACCCUCAGCGAAGACCAACCAUGGCAAAGACCCUUGGGUGUUAAGAACAGAAAAAGUUUCAUCAGAUAAUGAUGUUUUUUUACCAUCUUUGGCUGGACCAAAGGAAAAUUCUCCCAGUCGUUCAGAAAGAACCAUGUCUCCAUCCAGUGGCUACUCCAGCCAAAGUGGGACACCAACAAUGCCUGUAAAAUCUCUUCUGGAGUCUCCAGGUUUAUGUAGGAAAACACCACCAAAACCUGAGAGAUCUAGUCUUAAGUCAGCCACAAACUUGUCUAUGAGCUCUCCAUCUUCAGUUGAGAACAAUUUUUCUGUUCCUGUCAGUCCCCUAAGAGCUGGUUCUACUGUGGGUGACCGGGUGGAUCAGAUUCCUCCACAUCCAAGUGUGCCUGCACCCUUUUGCCCACCACCAAGUUCUGUAGCCUUUAAAGUAGCAGUAACUCCUCCACCAUCACCACCACCAGCUCAUCAUCCCACACCUCCUCCUACCAGAAAAUCUGAGUCGGAUGCUGGUACUCCACCAUCAGUAAAAGAAGACACUGCGCAGAAAGAAUCCUUGUGGCCUCCCCCUCCUCCAUACACUUCUGAUGUUCAGGACUUGUCCAUGGCAGAUUUUCCUCCACCUGAUGAGGAGCUGUUUUUGCCCCCACCACCUUCUGUUGAACCGGUAGUUGAACUUGCAAGCGCAGAACUGGUUAGCAUCCCCAACAAUGACAAAUCAACUUUGCCGAAAGCUGAAAUGCCCAUGUCAACAUCAAAAAAUGAAGAAUCUUUAAAUGUUGUUGCCACUCUUCAACCUGAAUCAGUGCCUUUAAAUUCAGCAAAGCCGUUAGGUACAGCUGAGCAUGCCCUUGUAACAAAGAAUAAUACCGAUCCUGUGCCUCCAUUAGUCACUGAGAGCACAGACUCUACUGUGCCUCCUUCUACAGAACCUACGGCAGUGCCUGUUUCUUCAGAUAUUUCACUUACUAAUGGAGAAGCCAGUAUAACGUAUAAGCCACAUUUUAACACAACCUCAACUAAAAGCAGUGAGCCCAAAGAAACACCUGAUGUUAUUGUGCCACUAUCACUAACCACUAAGGAGCUUAAAAAUACCACUAAAUCCUCUGUAACCACUGUGUCAUCAACUACUGUAGAAUCAACUGUUUCCAAUGUGCCAUCAUCUGUCGCUGUUACCAGCUCAGUUCAUUCAAAAGCAGUAAUCUCACCACUUCCCAAGUCAAAUACAUGGAAGUCAGUCACUGCACCAGGUUCAGUGAAGAAAGAAUCAGCGACCAGUCAGGGCAUUGUAGUGGCACAAAAAGAAGAUGCAAAUUUGCCUAUAGUAACCCCAUCCUUGCUGCAGAUGGUUCGCUUGCGAUCAAUACAAGCCAGGGUUCCUCAAAGUCCAUUCUCUCCACCAUCUGGGCAUCCUGCACCUCAAAAACCUGUUCGCAAAUCCUUAUCACAAAGAUCCUCGCAUGGGUCUGAUUCUUCCCCAAUAGAAAGUCCAACAGCACCUCCUGUAUCUCCACUGAAACCACCAGAAUCUCCUUCUACCCACAAAUCAUCAGCCUCUGCUGCUAGCUUUGUAUUUGCUCGAAGUUCAAAGAAGUUUGUAUUUGACCCUCCUACAUCACAAGAUGCAGAAUCGUCACUGAAGAAAGAAAUAGUGGCAGAGCUCAAAGCACAAGGGGGUCCUCGGAGUCCAGACGAAAAACCUCCAUUACAGAGGAAGCCUAGCAAGAUUCCUCCUCCUGUGGCACGGAAACCUUCAGUUGGGAUACCUCGGACUCCCACAACUCCUUCACACUCUACAGGCAGCACAAAUGGCAGUGUGUUCUCACCCAGAGACCCAGGAUUAGCUCCUUCCACUUCAGCAGCUAUUGCAUCUGGGACGCCGGCAGGCCAUGACCAACAACAAAAAAGCCAGACAGAACAAGCCUAAACCUGUGACAAGGAAUAUUCAAGGUUCUGCUGUCUCAGGGAUCCUCUGACGCUCCACAAGACCCCAGAAACUGCUGGACUCACGACAGAUGCCUUAACUGUGUAUAUAUAUACAUACAUAUAGUCUUAAAGAUGCAAAAGGCGUUGAUUAUCAUUUUUUGUUACUUCCUUCACUUUCAACUACUGUAUUGGUUCAGCUCAAGAACUUUGACUGGAGCUCCCUCUGGUGGAAAGCCAGACUACUACACUAUGGUGGCAACCUACGGUACAGCACCUUUGAAUUUUAUUCUGGUGUAUAUUUUAUUUAAAAGCAGUUAGGACAUUUUCUAGCUCUAAACGUGUCAUUCCUGCUGUUUUCUGAGGGUUGAAGGUCUGUAAAUGCUGUCGUUUAGAAGAAUUCUGCACAAUGUAAUGUUAGAAAUCAGCACUUCUUUCUAUAAUGCUGCAGCUACCUUGUAAUCCUGUCGUAUUCCAACUAUUCUCUUACACUUGGAGUCAUUCCAGCUGACACUAUGGAAAAUAGAAACAGAUCUUUUCUUGGUUAUCUACAUAGAAAUAAUAUAUUUUAGGAAUUUCUACUUGUGGUUAGGAAUAUUGCAAAUUAGCCUAUUCUAAACUGGCAUGCUAUAAAAGUCACAUAUGAACUACUGAGUCUAAUCUAAGCAAGCACACAACGGAGCCAGGUUAGGAUGGAAAUAAUAAAAGAAGUGUAUGUUUUUACAUAGACCGCUAUAGGGAAAUAGCCUUCCCGCCUACUGCUUUUCUAAGGCCGGCAUUAAGUCAACAUAUAACAUGUAAGCUCAUUGUCAGUACCUUCAAUGGGCAUGUCCAUCCUUUCCUCAAACCUCGUGUUACAGAUUUGAAUAUGCACCUUAUGAUUCAGUGUUAGGCUACGUUCACAACUUAUACUUUAUAAAAUAUCCUAAAAUAAUCAGAAUGCUAAUGCAGAGAUCUGAACUAUCUUCAUCUUAAUGGACAAUCCGCUAAGUGCACAACGGCCAUGUGCAGUGACAUGAUAUGCUGGAUUGUGACAAGCUAAUUACACUAUUGAUUUCCAGCACAAAACCAGAGGCUCUUUGGGGCGACCAUCAGGCACGGCUGGGUUUAGCCCCUCUUGUUCACGGUCCGCAGACUGAUGCUUCCCUGAGGGGAUUGGUUAAAUACAAAUCACCGCACUGCCUUAAAGCCUAUCAAACUGCCUUUAUUACCUAUAUACUGUAUAAAACAUACAUCUUUUAUUUAAAAAAAAAAACUGGCUUUAUCUGAUUUGCCUGUAAUGGCCUAUGUAUAGCUGUGAUUCAAAGUAAAUCUUGUCAGCACAUACAAA